AUGACUGUUAAAGUAACUUUUAAUGGUUUUGCUUGGUCAAUGAGACUUCAUUAUAUUAUGGAAAACGCUGCCACUAUUGAUGAAGCUUUCUCACUUUGGGAAUCUACCAAUAAUACUAUGGGUAUGUGUCACAGUUUUGCUAGUGCUACCGAAGUUCAAACUGCUCAAUAUCCAGCAUAUGCUUUAGAAACUAUGAAAGGUUACACUUCUUUCUUUUAUGAUAACAAUCCAAAUGAACAUUCACCUACUCUGACCCAAACUGGCGCUCAAACUCAAAUGGGUUAUCCAAUGAAGGAUGCUGUCUAUCGUACAAAUCAUGGUUAUGAUGAAACCAUUCAAGGCUUUGGUCAACAAAGAGUUUGUGCUGCUUGUGGAACUUAUGUUGAAGUUGAUUUAUCACCAUGGUUUGGUUUAAAUAAUUAA
Molecule: messenger RNA, 423 nt
Organism: Dictyostelium purpureum
Lineage: Eukaryota; Evosea; Eumycetozoa; Dictyosteliales; Dictyosteliaceae
Exons: 2
Coding region: 1-423 (140 amino acids)
Source: RefSeq, a predicted model, not a curated record